AUGUAUCGCGAUGACGAGGAGAAGAACCCGAAGAAGUGCGAACCGGAUGAUAUCAGAACAGCGACACGAAACCUUAGUAACAUGGUGUUGGCUUUGGCAGACACCUUGAUGGACAAAAAGGGACUCUCAGUUGUUGACCUUUUUGAACAAAGCGAACUUGCAAAGCGAAAGGGAAAGGGAAAUUCGCAAGCAGAGGAUAAGAGGUUGGGGGUACUCAAGGAUGCAAAAAAAGAGAUCGAAAAGGAUGGUGUCUUUGUCCCAGUUCUAGUGAGUGAUGCUAGCGAACAUCUUGAAUCAUUGAAAGUUGUCAAGUUUACCAUCGAUGCAUCGGAAACGGACUUAGUUCCUGAUCCAAUGUUACUUCUUAUCAAGGCUGCCAUCAAUUGGUCUUGGCGCUGUGGCCAAAAGCUUCUUCCAGCAUGCGGCAGUGUCCAAAGUGAAGGAGAGGACGCGGAAUUGACUGUUUCCACACCACCUUGUAUCGUGGUGAUUGGGCCUAAGCCUGUGCCUGUCACGCCAGUCUCGGAAGAUGACUGGGAGCAUUUAGUAUGA
Molecule: messenger RNA, 552 nt
Organism: Seminavis robusta
Lineage: Eukaryota; Bacillariophyta; Bacillariophyceae; Naviculales; Naviculaceae
Source: the annotation of a GenBank genome assembly